Messenger RNA from Dioscorea cayenensis subsp. rotundata (Guinea yam), 1599 nucleotides. RefSeq names its product E3 ubiquitin protein ligase RIE1. Bases 105 to 1136 code for a protein of 343 amino acids. The transcript has 5 exons. The record is from RefSeq and is a predicted model, not a curated record. NCBI's taxonomy places the organism in Eukaryota, Viridiplantae, Streptophyta, Magnoliopsida, Dioscoreales, Dioscoreaceae.
AAAGGAGUCUUGUGAAGCCAAGCGAAGCAUUUUGGAGCUUUGGUAAUGGAGAUUGUCUUCGCUGACUGAGAAAUCCAAGAACUAGGUCAAGAGAAGCAAGGGAGAUGGAAGGUGAGGCAUCAGGGGAGGCGCUGCUCCGCCCCUCGUCGGAACAGGCUGUUCGCCCCACCAGUAUGCUGGCGGGAUUGCUUGGCAGGCGGCGUGGCGGAGCUGCGAGGGUGCGGGAAACGGCGGCUCGGCAGCUGGAGGAGCGCCGUGCUGAGUGGGGCUACUCACGGCCGAUUGUUGCCCUAGACAUCGUUUGGAACCUCGCCUUUGCCGCGGCGGCGGCUGCCGUGCUCGCCGCGUCGUUGAGUGAGCGACCGUGUACCCCGCUUCGGGUGUGGGUCGUGGGGUACGCGCUGCAGUGCUCGGUGCAUGUGGUGUUGGUUUAUGCGGAGUACCGGCGAAGGAGGUCGGCGCGGAGGGGGGUUGAGGAUGGAGUGGUGGGGGCUUCGGAGUCGGAGGGGAACGAGAGCGAGGAGGAUGGGGAUGAGUUAUUCGGGGCUAGUGGGGAGCAUCGGUCCAGCAUUGCCAAAAGAUGUGAGUCUUUGAAUACAAUGGCGUCUUUUCUCUGGUGGGUGGUUGGGUUCUAUUGGGUGAUCUCUGGAGGUGAAACUCUCAUGCGAAGCGCUCCUAAACUGUACUGGUUGGCUGUAGUAUUUCUAUCAUUUGAUGUCUUCUUUGCCAUAUUUUGUGUGGCUAUCGCAUUUGUGAUCGGGAUUGCACUCUGCUGCUGCUUGCCUUGCAUUAUUGCAAUCCUGUAUGCUGUGGCUGGCCAGGAAGGAGCAUCAGAUGCAGAUAUAAGUAUUCUUCCAAUGUAUCGAUAUUCUGAGUCUCAUGAGGAUGGAGAAAAGGCAACUCCAGGUACAGGAGCUAUGAUUCCGAUAGCUCCUGGAAGCAUAAGCGGGCAGCGUGUUCUUUCAAGUGAAGAUGCGGAAUGUUGUAUUUGUCUCACAUCUUACGAAGACAAAGUGGAGCUACAUGCGCUUCCCUGCAACCAUCAUUUUCAUUCGGCAUGCAUUGUGAAGUGGCUUCGCAUCAACGCCACAUGCCCGCUUUGUAAGUAUAAUAUCCUCAAGGGCGGUGAUGUGUGAAAACUUUUCAGCCAUCCCGAUAUUCAGUUCAUCUGUUUAUAUUGACUGGAAAAAUCGAAGCAAAGGUCGUACUCUGACAUGCUCUGUGUACAUGAAUGGCUUGUCUUGAGGUUCUGUUUUCUUUCUUGGCAGAUAGAUGCAUUGCUUUGAUGAAUUUUUAGUGUGUGGUCGGUCAAUCUGGUUAAUCAGGUUUUGUUUUAGAUUGAGCUGGUUAUGGCAAAAUGCAAGGUCUAGAACAGGUUUAAAGAAGAAAAAAAAGAAGGGAAAAUAGCAUAUUCUUCGCCAAUGUAUCGUCUAAUUUUCUAUCUAUGUAGAAGUGAGUUAUAUGUAGUCAUUUGGAAGGGUUUUUUUAAUCAUUUUAGCUGGUAAUGUGUUAUCUUGAGUCAUCAAACUAUUUUGAUGUGUUGUAUGCAUAGCUGAAUGAUGGGAUUAAAUAUAAUAUACAUCUAAAUCUCUUUAUUUA